This is a messenger RNA of Aspergillus clavatus NRRL 1, 5868 nucleotides long. Its product is annotated as putative Rho guanyl nucleotide exchange factor. Bases 1 to 5868 code for a protein of 1955 amino acids. Gene Ontology annotation, biological process: intracellular signal transduction. The record is from RefSeq and is a predicted model, not a curated record. The transcript has 2 exons. Gene Ontology annotation, molecular function: protein binding; guanyl-nucleotide exchange factor activity. NCBI's taxonomy places the organism in Eukaryota, Fungi, Ascomycota, Eurotiomycetes, Eurotiales, Aspergillaceae. Gene Ontology annotation, cellular component: cytoplasm.
AUGUCCGGCAGCGAUGUCGAACACGUUUUUUGCUCGCUUGACAGCAGACCGCAACACCACUUCCGCCGCCAAUCUUCUUCAAGCUCAAACGAACGGUUUUAUGAUGCCCCUCUUAAGAGUCAUCAUUCGGAUUUACCCCUGGUCGAAGACACCCUCUCCAUCCACGACCUUUCGUCCGAACCGCACUUCGCCCAAUCGACUGCCAUACGCUCGUUAUCAAUCGGAGCAUCCACGGCCGUCCCCGCAGAUCACUAUUUCGACGGACACGACCGCAACGAUCGAGAAUCUCCUGACCCUGACGACUUCUAUCGCCCGUAUCCCUCCAGUGUGGUCCCCAGCACCGAAACCGCGUUGACUUCGAGCAAUGCCCUAAUGGUCGACGACGGUAGUCCUACCGCUGAAUAUCCACCGUCUCAUGCGCAACGUGCACUGCCCCCAGCGACAGAUACUGUGACCAUACCGCGUGGGAUCCUCGGCCAGUAUCGUUCGGUAUCGGAGAACUAUACAGGUCGAGAGCCAGAACCCAUCAGGGGCGCGGCGGCCGGGGCCUCCAUUGCCAGACCUAGACAGGCCUCUUUCAAAGACCUAAUCAACAAAUUCAACCAGAACGUCGAUCAAGUCUUGCCGCUCCCGACGUCCUCCGGGUCCCUAUCUCGCUCACACUCGAGAGCUGCGAGCCCGACCCCAUUCAUAUCCGGUGAUGUCCCGGGGAGAGCCCGAGCUCCUUCCCUUUUGCGAGACACGCAGAAUUGGCAAAGUGCAAAGCGCCAGCCAGUAUCCCGGUGGAAUACAGUUGACAAUUUCGUGGAAGAAAACCCCUCAGAAUCCCCCUUGCUCCCUUGUCAAGUGGGAACUGUCAACCAAAGCACCCCCAAGUCGUCCGUUCCGUUAAGGCCACCGUUUGGCGGUUUGCUCAAAGUAGAUACGGGCUUUCAAGGCACAGGGCUGAGUGUUCCGUCGCAUCUGAGACGACGAGGCUCGGAAGGAAGCAUCCCCAGCCCGAACCCAGCAUUUCUGGACAAUCCUGAAUUUUCUGCUGGCUUGUCUCCUCUGACACCAACCGCAUGGUAUCUGGGCCGGACGCCGUUUCUAGAAGCAGUGAGCACCGGUGAGAGUAGCAGCAGCCAUAAUCAUCGAAGGGUGACGAGUGAUCUUUCUGGAAACUGGUCAGCUGGUGCCGUUGCGCACUCGCCCGAAUCCCACAUGGCGGUGUUGAGCCCCUUGCAGCCAGGACUAGCGGUAUCCUCGGAGACCUCACAUUCCAAGUCCCGCAUACCGCUGUCCUCCCGCCGACUGAACGCUGCGUUCGUCCCGGAAGAGUAUUCCAGUCUACACACCGACCCACACUGGAACAGAUGUUUCGAUUCCCAAGUGCCUCUGCCACCCAAAGGCAUUAGCCGCCUCCCCAAACCGUCCCCAAAGGCCUCCCCCGCGGAGGCAUACAAUGACCGAACAACCUUCGCCAUGACCUCGCCUAGAAGGCGGGAAGUUCCUUAUCGUCGAUCAUCCAGCCGACCUGCUGACAGAGACGCUCUUCUUGAAGCAUACAUCGCCUCUCCUCUCCCCAAGAAAUCACCUCCGUUGCGCAGUUCACGGCCUCGCCAACCUGUUUCAUAUACGACGUCUGUGCCGCCACGAUCAAAAGUCGUGGAAAGAGUAUCAAGUUUCCAGAAACAGAUCAAUCGCGAUCAAGAACCGCGAACGCCCCGUUCUCGAGGACGGAGACUCCCCGAGUUGGGCAACGUGGACUUUGCGACCAGACGGCAGAAGAUACAACAAGCCUUCAACCGUACGGUUCAAGAGAAUGAAAGGAAAGAAGAGGAAGAAGCUGAGCUUCGACGUCGAGUCAAAGUGCAAGAGGAACAGCAGUAUCGCGUUGAUGCACCUGCGCCAGAACCACACACCAAUGAGAAUACAGAGAUGGACCCUUCCCAACCCUCAGAAGAUACUGUAACUAUGCUCGACGACUCCAUCGCAGCCCGUCAUGAAGAACAUCAGUCUGCACAUGAAGAACAUGAACCACGAGUACUUCCUCAAUUACACAUCGAUACCGCCCUCGCGACCCAGGAAACCACAGCAGUAGGUACCGAAGCCCACCUAAUGACAAUGGACUCCCCAACGUUGGGCCUUUCCAAUAUUGUCACUGGCGAGCCAAGGGUGGUCGGUCAUUUGCCUGGAUUUGCCGAUGAUCAACCCGCUUCUGCUGUUACGGUCAUGUCAGACGACACCCAUGCCACUGCCCUUGAUCCCGAACCCCAGGUUGGCCUGAGUCGGCAGAAUCUCCAGGCCUCUCACCGAACUUUGUUGAGUCAAAUCAUGCAGAUCCGAGAGUCGAGUCCCAGCAGCUCGUCAUGCGACGAGGCCGAAUACAGCUUUUCCGACAACGAGGAUAAGGAAUCCAUCCCGAUCGUCUUGAGAGAUGCCCAGUGCUCCGAAGAGUCAGUGGCCAGCAGCGACAGCCACGAUUUUGGCCAUGCGUUGGUUCAAUCGAGUGGUCCAGGUCGUAGAGUGCCGAACCGGUGGAGCAUCAGCUCUUGGUCGUCUUCCAUUCACAACAAUCAACUCACCGAUGACCACUGUGAAGGUAGCGGCGACGAUAUGUCCCAAUUUCAGCAAUCGGUGGGUGACAGCGAGAUUGCUACUCAGUCGUGUUCUGCUUCUUCCAGCACUCCUCCAUCGGUAGCUGGUUUCCAAGGCACCAUCUCCCUCUCAAAUAACGAUCCGGUCCCCGAACCUACUCGUGAAGCUGGGCCACCGAGAAAUCUUUAUACCUAUCCCAGCGCCCCAAGUCUAGCGAGACUUGGCGGUUGGGAUUCCAGACGCGUGACUCAGCUCUAUCUUGAGGAGUUAGCUCGCGGCAGAGGUCACAAUCUACCAAUGCCCGCAAUCCGUGCUUCCCCUGAACCGCGCCUCGAUAAACGCGCAGACGGAAGAACCGAUAGUCUGGGUGAUGACCCAGUUCUGAUAUCGAAAUCAGACGAUAUGCCCCCUCCCGAGAAGGUGGGACCUACCGCAAGUCUUAUAUUUCGAGAUGAUUGGGAGCAUGCCUCGCCAUCUAUUGCGGACUGGAUGCAAGUAGCUGCUGGGGAGGAAUCAACACCACAAGACCAAGUGAACAAUGUGAUUCCCGCUCUCGAUGGCCUGCCUACGCCACGGCUGGCUCCACCAGCUACCUAUCAAAGCGAUCUUGAGCCCAGCGGUGGAACCAUGGGUCUCGCUAUCCAGGUUCACUCACCGCAAGAGCUAGAGUCUCGUGAAGCUCAAUCGUCUCUGCUGUCCGGUGGUAUGCCUGUUGAGCAGUCAGAUCUGUAUGAGGAGGCUGGCUAUUCGCAACAAUAUGAUGAAGCCUCUCCCGCUGCUCAGAGCACCCAAACAAGCACCCGCACCGCCCCGCCGUUGACUUUUUCUCCACUUGGCCCCGUUGAAAGCACGGGAAGCAGCGAUGAUUCCUCCCUCCGAAGACUCCAAGCCACAUCUUCAUCUCACACAGUGGACUCGUCAGCCACUUCAUUAGUUCAGUCGACUGCUGAGCAGUCACGAGUCGAGCUUUCUAAUGGCUCACCGUCACCGGAACAGAGACGCCUGAAGAAACGACGACAUGUCAUCAAAGAGUUAGUCGACACCGAGUACAGUUUCGGACGGGAUAUGAAGGUCGUCGACGACAUUUACAAAGGCACUUCGAGCUCAUGCCUGGAUCUCUCGCCAGAAGACGUCAAGAUUCUGUUUGCCAAUUCCGACCAGAUCGUGCAAUUCUCCAUGGGAUUCCAGGACGCUCUCAAAGAGGCAGCCAGGAGCGUCUAUGUCAUGCCAAAGUCCCAACGGUGGAGCAGCAAACGCAGCACCCGCAACACUUACGCCAACCCGUCCAAAACCGACUCCGAGGCCGCAGGUGCUGCUGAAGUUUCGGAUACUGAUAAGGAUAAGUUGACGUUCAUUGGUCAGGCUUUCCUGGCGCACAUCGCCCCAAUGGGGAAGGUCUAUGGCGAUUAUCUGAAGAACCAUGACGCAGCCAAUAAAAAGCUCCAAGUGUUGCAACGCAAUCCGAAAGUGGCGAUCUGGCUCAAAGAAUGCCGGGAAUGGGCUUCGGACCUCACUACCGCAUGGGAUUUGGACUCACUACUUGUCAAGCCAGUGCAGCGGAUCUUGAAAUACCCGCUGUUGUUGAGUGAACUUCUCGAUUCAACGCCAAACGAUCACCCAGACCGCACAUUCCUGAUGAGUGCUCUCGAGGAAGUCACCAAUAUCUCCGUGCGCAUCAACGAGAUGAAAAAGCGCGCAGACUUGGUGGGCCAAGUCGUUGGCCGCAAGAGGAAGGAAUCGGAUGUCCGGACGGGCUUGUCGAAGGCUUUUGGCCGUCGCACGGAGAAAUUGAGACAGCAAGUCGGUCUUUCCGAUAUGUUCGAAGAUAAAGAGUACGACACACUGUCCCAGCGAUUCGGGGACAACUUCUUCCAGCUCCAAGUUGUGAUGCGGGAUGUGGAGAUGUACACACGGGAAAUCCAGGGCUCUAUGGAGCGUUUCAGUGAAUUUGUCGCUGCAAUUGAAGGAGUCGUCGAUGUGACCCAAUCGGGAUACUUGGAUGUGGAGAGCAGGUGGCGUGAACUGAAAUCGUCUGUCCAAGACAUCAUGACCGGUGCCUUCCCUGAACAUCUCGCGAUCGUUCGGAAGAGCGUGAUCGAUCCGAUGGUCACCCUUCUCAAGCUCUAUGAUGGGCCUCAGAGAGUGAUGAAGAAACGCGACAAGCGACUCAUGGACCACGCUCGAUUCAAAUCUAUCAAGGAUCGCGGUGACAAGCCGGAUAAGAAGACAACGGAGCAAAGCGAACAGUUCGUGGCGCUCAAUGAGACCUUGAAAGAUGAACUUCCCAAGCUCUAUUCUCUCACAGCUAAACUGAUGGAGACGUGCCUGAAGAACUUUGUUCAGAUCCAAACCACCUGGUUCAACAUCCAGCAGAAAAAGAUAGCGCAUCUGGUGGACUCGUUCCCCGAUGACCUGCAGAACAUCAUCAGUGACUGGUCUGCAAACUUUACGCUGGCCGAGGCGCAGAUCUUGUCGCUCGGUAUGUGCAAUGGUUCGCUGCUCGCCGACACCAUUAACCUCGUCAACUUCAACACCCCCUCCACUGCCGCCACCAUCAGUUCGCCCCGACGGCCGUCGACCGUUAACAGCACCAGUACGCGUAUGGAGUCUCCCAAAGCCUCUCAUGACUUUGGCAAUGGCGGUUAUAGCUUCCAGUCUCCAAGUCUGGAUGCCCAAUCUCAACGCUCAUUUGGACGCCAUCGAGCUGAUUCGAUUGUCUCUGGCCGUGCAGCACCCGAGACGUCCGAAAUCCCCCGGAGCCAGCUUCUGCAGCAAAUCACCAACACCUCAUCUGGCUCUGGGCCCUCAUCUACUAACCCUUACACGGAGUCAUUCCCUAGCCUCCCAAGGCUCAGCCUCGACUCGCCGUUCCUCGUCGAUGUCAUGGGGCCUUCAGCAGCAAACCAGGACCAGGGUCAAGCCCAAGAACAACACCAGGAACCGGCUCCCGAGAACCCACCCGCCUCCCCGGUUGGGCGUUACUCCGGGUUCUUCUCGUCCGCGAUGCCCAUGUCGGACAACCCACAAGAUGACCAACCUGCGCAGAACGUCGCGCAAGAAGCGGCGCCCAAGGAGCCAACCGUACUCUUCCUCGCGGCCAGUAUCUAUGAGUUCAACAUCGAUCGAGCGCGACGUGAGGCUGGGUAUCCCUAUCUCACCUAUGUCGCUGGUGAAAUAUUCGAUGUGAUCGCCGAGAAGGGCGAACUGUGGCUUGCCAAAAACCAAGACGACCCGACUCGCCAGGUCGGGUGGAUCUGGAACAAGCACUUUGCGAAGCUCUCAAGCUAG